AUGGUGACGACGGUACUUCCGUUAAAGAAAAGAAGGCCAAUAAUACCAUUUCCAAACCAAAAGAAUAAAACCACAAUCACCGAAGAAUUCAAAACCGGUUUGCACAUAGUAAUCUACAGAGCCGAAGGCAUUGACAAAUGUGAAGAGAUUCACAGCAAGGUUGCUGAAGGUGUCAGGAACAGAGGUUACAAUGUGGUGCAUUGGAUAAAACCCGGUGAAGAAAUCCACACAAAGGUUGUUGAAGGUGUUACCCCUGUAUGGAAUCAAAGUGACGUUAUCUUGUUAGAGAAUCUUGAUGACCAAGUUUUUCUGAAUGUUGAGGUACAGAGGUUUAACUCUUUGGCUGAUCCUGGAUCGUCCAGUGGUAAAGUCGUGGUGGGGAGAGUGAAGAUUCCGAUUCCAGUGGCGUAUAAUCGAAGAAAAGUGGGCUCUUUUCCUCUGCUUAGGAGGGAUGGAAAUUGCCAUAGGCUUGAAGGGCGUGUUCUACUUGCUAUCAGACUUCAGAGAAUCAAACCUGACGCACCUUUUCAAUUUUGUGCUGAUGACCUGUUUUUCGAUGAUGAUCUUAUACUUUGA
Molecule: messenger RNA, 576 nt
Organism: Vicia faba (fava bean)
Lineage: Eukaryota; Viridiplantae; Streptophyta; Magnoliopsida; Fabales; Fabaceae
Source: the annotation of a GenBank genome assembly